Engraulis encrasicolus (European anchovy) is the source of this 1062-nucleotide messenger RNA. RefSeq names its product retinal outer segment membrane protein 1b (gene rom1b). Lineage: Eukaryota; Metazoa; Chordata; Actinopteri; Clupeiformes; Engraulidae. Gene Ontology annotation, cellular component: plasma membrane. The record is from RefSeq and is a predicted model, not a curated record. The transcript has 5 exons. Bases 1 to 1062 code for a protein of 353 amino acids. Gene Ontology annotation, biological process: visual perception.
AUGAGUGUGCUGAAGUUCACCCUCACCUUCCAGAAGCGGGUCCGCUUGGCCCAGGGCCUGUGGCUGUUGUCAUGGAUAGCCGUGUUAUCUGGGGUGAUGGUGUUCUCCAUGGGAGUUUUCCUCAAGACGGAACUGAUGCGAAGAGCUGAGGUGAUGUAUACCCACGACAUCCACAUAGUGCCCAACCUGCUGAUCGUGGUAGGGCUGGCGUCAGUGGGCAUCAACUUGUGGGCGGGGCGCAUCUGCCAGGACUCGAUGGACCUGGAGCGCUUCGCCCGCUGGAAGACCAUCUUUGUGCCCUACUUCAGCGGCUCCCUGUUCAUCACCUCCAUGCUACUGGUGGCCAUGGCCCUCAGCUACAUCCUGCAGCCCAAUCUGGAGGAGUCGCUGAAGGUCGGCCUGAAGAACGGCAUCCGCUUCUACAAGGACACUGACACCCCAGGCCGGUGUUACCAGAAGCAGACCAUUGACCGGCUGCAGCUGGAGUUCAAGUGCUGUGGAAACAACAACUUCAAGGACUGGUUUGAGGUCCAGUGGAUCAACAGCCGCUACCUGGAUUUCAAUGACCCAGACAUCAGAGAUCGCAUUCACAGCAACAUCGAUGGCCGUUUCCUGAUGGACGCCGUGCCAUUCAGCUGCUGUAAUCCGGGCUCCCCGCGGCCCUGCAUCCAGGACAACCUGCGCGACAACAUGGCCCACAUCAACUACGACUACCACAAUGAGAAGUUGAACCUGUUCAGGCAGGGCUGUCGCGAGGCACUGGUCAGCUACUACAUGGGCCUCAUGAACACCAUCGGCCCCGGGGUGCUGUCUGUCUUCAUGCUGCAGAUGUCAGUGCUGCUGAGCCUGCGGUUCUUGCAGACGUCCAUGAUGAGCGUGGAGGACGAGGAGAGCAUGGAGUUGGACACGGAGGGCUACCUGCUGGAGAAGAGCCUGAAGGAGACCUUUGAGGACAUGCUGCAGAUCCUCAAGAAGAAGCUGAAGCUGCCCACGGCACAGGUGGAGGAGGACACAACCUCCGCAGGAGGAGAAGAGGCCACAGAGGGAGAGGCGUCCAGCUAA